AUGGCUUCUUUAUUUCGACCCGUCUCCAUUUCCACAAAAUUUGCUAGGGCAUUUUCGUCGUCAAGUGCUCGUUUGGACUUGAACAAGGUUCAACUCAUUGGACGCGUUGGUGCAGAUCCCACAGUGACUGAAUUUGCACAAGAUCGUCGUGUUGUCAACUAUACUGUAGCAACUUCUGAAACCCGACCUGACAAAGAAGGUAACCUGGUUAAGCGAACACAAUGGCACCGUAUCACGUCUUGGACCGCGGCAGACUGGCUUCCUGAAAAGGUCAAGAAAGGUGACCUCGUCUAUGUGGAAGGAAGCCUUCGUUAUAACGACUAUACGGAUCGGGAAGGUGUUUCGCGCACCAAGGCAGAGAUCCAUCAAUCAACAUUCAGAUUGCUUGGCCGACCUUCCUCUUCGCGUGACGAGGAAUAA
Molecule: messenger RNA, 420 nt
Organism: Zychaea mexicana
Lineage: Eukaryota; Fungi; Mucoromycota; Mucoromycetes; Mucorales; Lichtheimiaceae
Exons: 6
Coding region: 1-420 (139 amino acids)
Biological process (GO): positive regulation of helicase activity; mitochondrial DNA replication
Cellular component (GO): mitochondrial nucleoid
Molecular function (GO): single-stranded DNA binding
Source: RefSeq, a predicted model, not a curated record